Hydatigera taeniaeformis is the source of this 2226-nucleotide messenger RNA. Lineage: Eukaryota; Metazoa; Platyhelminthes; Cestoda; Cyclophyllidea; Taeniidae. The record is from the annotation of a GenBank genome assembly.
GCUUCCGGUGUUUGUGGAGUCUCUCAAGCCGUUUCUGAGGUUUCCUCGCCGCCUCCACCUGAGUUCAUUGCUCAUCGCGAACGUCUGUGGCAAAAGCUGAAACAAGAGUAUGAACAUUUUGUUGCUUCACAGCCUCGUUCACCAAUUGAAAUCACCCUCCCGGAUGGAUCAACGGUAUCGGGCAAGGCUUGGGAAACUCGCCCUAUUGACAUUGCCAGAAAUCUGGAUAAGAAUAAGGCCGAAAAGUUUGUCAUCUCGAAGGUGAACGGCAAGCUGUGGGACCUUGAACGACCGCUUGAAGCCAACGCAACGAUUGAAUUUCUCGAUUUCGAUGACAAAGAUGGUCAGUACGUGUUCUGGCACUCGUCUGCACACAUAAUGGGUGAGGCCAUGGAGCGCGUCUACGGAGGCCAUCUAUGCUACGGUCCACCCAUUGAGGAAGGAUUCUACUAUGACAUGUGGAUGGAGGGAAGGUCAGUGUUUUCCGCAUGGCCUCUCGAAUAUUGGUUACACUGCAAAUUAGUCAAUAGAAAACAAGUCCGUCCCGAAGAAUACCCGCAAAUUAACAAGAUCUGUACUUCAAUCAUCAAUGAGAAGCAACCCUUUGAACGUCUGCUCUUGUCAAAGGCGGACCUCCUCAAGAUGUUUGACUACAACGAUUUUAAAGUACGCCUUCUCAAGGAACGUGUUAAGGAACCCAAGACUACUGUCUACAAAUGUGGCACCCUCAUCGAUCUCUGUGUGGGCCCCCAUGUUCGUCAUACCGGUUGUGUGAAAGCCAUCACUGUCACAAAAAGUAGCGCGUCGUACUGGGAAGGUCGUCCCGACGCCGAGUCUCUUCAACGCGUCUAUGGCAUCUCUUUUCCUUCUCAGCAGGCCAUGAAGGACUGGAAACACAUCCAGGAGGAGGCUGCAAAGCGGGACCACCGGAAGCUAGGUCUCGAGCAGAAGCUCUUCUUUUUCAACGAGCUCUCUCCUGGUAGUUGUUUCUUCCUCCCCGCCGGUGCGCACAUUUACAAUAAAUUGGUGGAACUGAUGCGAUCCGAGUACUGGAAACGUGGCUUCCAGGAAGUUAUCACACCCAACAUCUACGACUCCAAGCUGUGGGAGAUAAGUGGCCAUUGGAAACACUACGCGGAUAACAUGUUCAAGAUAGACAUUGAAAAGAAGUUGUUUGGCCUGAAGCCCAUGAACUGCCCUGGUCAUUGCCUCAUGUUUGCCCACGAAUUGCGUUCACAUCGCGAUCUGCCACUUCGUUUAGCAGAUUUUGGUGUGCUUCAUCGAAACGAGUUCUCCGGUGCUCUAACCGGACUGACACGAGUUCGUCGAUUCCAACAGGACGAUGCUCACAUCUUCUGUCGUGAAGACCAAAUUGAGACUGAGAUUAUCAAUGCAAUCAAAUUUGUACAACAUACCUACGGUAUAUUCGGUUUCUCCUUUGAAUUCUUCCUCUCUACGCGUCCUGAGGACUUCAUGGGGGCUAUAGAACUAUGGAAUCGUGCAGAAAAGCAAUUGGAGAACAGCUUGAAAGCUAGUGGUGUAAAGUGGACUCUCAAUGAGGGCGAUGGAGCAUUUUACGGUCCUAAGAUCGACAUUGUUCUCUUUGAUGCGCUUCGUAGACGCCACCAAUGCGCGACCAUUCAGCUGGACUUCCAACUGCCUGAACGCUUCAAUCUCACUUACCAAGCGUUCAGUUGUGUCAAUUGUCUCUUCGAUGUUGAAUUCGAUUCCAUUCCAAGUGCCUAUUUUUCAUCUUUUAGAGGUGACGCAUCUUCCGCUAAUGGUGAUAGUUCAACUGUUCUCAAACGUCCAGUUAUUAUUCACCGUGCUAUCCUCGGAUCUGUGGAACGUUUCAUGGCAAUUCUAACGGAGAAUUUCGCCGGGAAGUGGCCGUUCUGGUUAAACCCGCGUCAGGUGUUGGUAGUACCUGUGGUCUCUGCGCUGGAUGAGUAUGGUCACAAGGUGCGCAACCAGCUUCACGAGGCCGGUUUCAUGGUGAACAUUGACACCGAUCCCGGCCGAACACUGAACAAGAAAGUUCGCAAUGGGCAACUAGCCCAGUACAACUUCAUUCUCGUGGUGGGUGAAAAGGAGCUGAACAAUGGGACAGUGAAUGUUAGAUCACGCGAUAACAAGGUCUUGGGUGAACACACAGUUGAGCAUCUGAUUGAACGCUUCAAGGAGUUCUGUGCCACCAGGACAGUCUCGGCGGAAACGGAAUUAUAA